AAGAGGCAAGGCGGUAGAGUCUUGGCUCGGGUCAGCCCUUGUAAGCAGUUCAUGUAUGAGAUACCUUCGAAGUAGUGUCUUCCCUCACUCCUCAGCCUUAAGCCCUGAACACCAGCUGCGUCGGCCAUCGUCUGCUUGACCAGCUGCCUGAUACCUUUUUCUGCCUUGUUUUCUAGCACUUGAACAGGACUCCUUUGCCAUCAGCAUGGAAGACACUUACAUCGACUCCCUGGACCCUGAAAAGUUAUUACAGUGCCCCUAUGAUAAAAAUCACCAGAUCAGGGCCUGCAGGUUUCCUUAUCAUCUUAUCAAGUGCAGAAAGAAUCAUCCUGAUGUCGCAAACAAAUUGGCUACUUGUCCUUUCAACGCUCGGCACCAGGUUCCCCGGGCUGAGAUCAGUCAUCACAUCUCAAGCUGUGAUGACAAGAGCUGUAUUGAGCAGGAUGUGGUCAACCAAACCAGGAACCUUGGACAAGAGACUUUGGCUGAGAGCACAUGGCAGUGCCCUCCUUGUGAUGAAGACUGGGAUAAAGACUUGUGGGAACAGACUAGCACCCCAUUUGUCUGGGGCACAGCCAGUUUCUGUGGCAACAACAGUCCUGCAAAUAACAUAGUUAUGGAACAUAAGAGUAACCUUGCUUCAGGCAUGCGAGUUCCCAAGUCUCUGCCCUAUGUUCUGCCAUGGAAAAACAAUGGAAAUGCACAGUAAACUGAACAUCUUUUUCAAAUGCCAGACUGUGGAAGACUCUUGCUUAUUCCUGCUACCAAGGGUUCUUCUUUUUUCUCUUUAUCUAAUUAUAGAACAGUAAACUGUCUGUGACUUUCAAACUGGCAAGUACUUUUUUUUUAACUGCUGAGACUUUACUCUUCAAUUAUUUGAUGCCAAAUAUUUAUAUGUUGCUGAAAAAGACAGCUUGAUAGUUUGGUUAAAUACCUACUAACCUCAAAUUAAGAAAAAAAAAUCAUUUCCCAUUCUAGUUAAUGAAACAGUGAUGUAAACCUGUUGUACAGAGUCCAGCUAACAUAGACAGAAAACUUGGAUUAAAAAAAGUAACUAUG
Mastomys coucha (southern multimammate mouse) is the source of this 1059-nucleotide messenger RNA. RefSeq names its product gametocyte specific factor 1 (gene Gtsf1). The coding region runs from base 206 to 709 and encodes 167 amino acids. The transcript is spliced from 9 exons. The record is from RefSeq and is a predicted model, not a curated record. NCBI's taxonomy places the organism in Eukaryota, Metazoa, Chordata, Mammalia, Rodentia, Muridae.